AUGAAAGUCGAGAAGCAAAAAGUCGUCAACUGCCUCGUCUUGACGCUCCAGGAAGCCAGCCAAUCUGCGAUUUGCCGACGAGCCACGCCGCCGCCGGCCCAGCAAUGGGCGCUGGCCCGCAGCAACCUCUCGCCCGCCGCGAACCUCGCGCUUGGCGGCGCGUCAGAUGCGAUAGGCCUAGAUCAUGUCGACCUCGCGGCGUCGGCUGCAAAGGCGCCCAAGGACAAUGAGAAGGUGCCGCCGGUGCCUAUUUCACACUGCGCCGGGUCUCACGGAUGCGAGGCCAAGCUCUACGCCGCUUCGCGCCUUGACCGUGUAGGCGUGCAGUGGGCUCUUAUGUUGCUCUCGUGUUUCGGCAACGGCAAAGCUCUCGUCUUGAGCAACCUCAACUAG
This is a messenger RNA of Saprolegnia diclina VS20, 393 nucleotides long. RefSeq lists its product as hypothetical. The coding region runs from base 1 to 393 and encodes 130 amino acids. The transcript has 2 exons. Lineage: Eukaryota; Oomycota; Saprolegniomycetes; Saprolegniales; Saprolegniaceae. The record is from RefSeq and is a predicted model, not a curated record.